GCUUUGCAGCAGCGAGAUCCGACGGCACACCCUGAGGUGCAGGCUGGCAAGAGCGAUGGAACAUCGCUUGAUCAUAGCAUUGAGGUAGAGCAACUUAAAGCGCGCGCCUUCCAAGCGGAAGAACGACUGGAGGCGUUGCAGAAAGACAUCGCAUCCAGUGAAGAGUUGGAACCGCUCCGAGCGCGUGCUGCUCAAGCCGAAACGCAGCUUCAGGCAGCCACCUUGGAAAGCCAGGCCAAGCAGGCGGAGCUGGAGGCGUGGCAGCAGAAACACGCAGCCUCAAGCGCAGAGGUGGUUCAGCUCAGAACCCGACUAUCGGAGGUUGAAGAAGAGCUAAAGGCCCUCCAGCACAGUGCAGCAGCACCAGUCCAGCAUGCAGAGGAUGCCCAAGCUGCCAAGGCUUUGCGCGAUGUCCGCAUGCAUGCUGAACAGCAGCUUGCGUGGAUCUUGCAGCGAAUGGGCGUUACUCAUCAAGCUGCAGAGUUACAGAAGGUUGGAGCGACUGCUCCUUGCGUGUGA
Symbiodinium necroappetens is the source of this 519-nucleotide messenger RNA. Lineage: Eukaryota; Dinophyceae; Suessiales; Symbiodiniaceae. The record is from the annotation of a GenBank genome assembly.